This is a messenger RNA of Oncorhynchus kisutch (coho salmon), 4091 nucleotides long. Its product is annotated as forkhead box protein P2. Gene Ontology annotation, biological process: regulation of transcription by RNA polymerase II. Gene Ontology annotation, molecular function: RNA polymerase II cis-regulatory region sequence-specific DNA binding; DNA-binding transcription repressor activity, RNA polymerase II-specific. Bases 536 to 2899 code for a protein of 787 amino acids. The record is from RefSeq and is a predicted model, not a curated record. NCBI's taxonomy places the organism in Eukaryota, Metazoa, Chordata, Actinopteri, Salmoniformes, Salmonidae. Gene Ontology annotation, cellular component: nucleus. The transcript is spliced from 20 exons.
GGGCUGCAUUCUAAUAAGCUAGUCCAAAAUAGUUCGUGGAAUACAUCUUGAUGUAUUGAAUCGCGUUGCAAAAACAAGCUACUUCUUCGCAUUACGCGUCAUGCGAGCGCAUUCAAACAGGACUCAGUGUACAGCUUUUUCUGUUACAUUAGUAAUAACAGCAGCAUUGACUGAAGACAGCAGGAGCGCAAAGACAACCCUUGUAUCUCUGAGUGCAGCGCCAACGGAGGAAUAUUUGAGCUUUUAUUUACUCUACGGCUUGUUGUUCAUUUUUUUCUGCUUUAUGGUUACUUGUACAGUCACGUGUGACGAUUUCUUGAAGCUGAACGUACACCGACUUCUUCUCACCUGGAGGCUCUUGUUUUCCUAUUGGAAAUAACGCUGCGUUUUGAUCCUCUACAGACAUCUCUGGACUGGAGUCCUUCCCAUCCUGAGACAGACGGACAACAACCACACGUUUUCACCCUCAGGGAUGAAAUAUGCAACGGCUGUGAGAAGAGCACCCACAUUCUGAAGUCCAAAGUGGUUUUAAGUCAUGAUGCAGGAGUCGGCCACAGAGACAAUAAGCAACAGUUCAAUGAGUCAAAAUGGAAUGAGCAGCCUGAGCAGCCUAUGCAGCCAAUUAGAUGCUGGCAGUAGAGAUGGAAGAUCAAGCGGUGACACGAGCAGCGAAGUAAGCACAGUCGAGCUGCUGCAUCUCCAACAACAGCAGGCCCUACAAGCAGCGAGGCAAUUACUCUUACAACAGCCAGGCAGUGGCCUGAAAUCUCCAAAGAACAACGACAAACAGCGUCCACUGCAGGUGCCGGUGUCGGUGGCCAUGAUGAGUCCCCAGGUGAUCACCCCCCAGCAGAUGCAGCAGAUCCUCCAGCAGCAGGUCCUAUCCCCUCAGCAGCUCCAGGCCCUGCUCCAACAGCAGCAGGCUGUGAUGCUGCAGCAGUACUGUGCGAGGCCAUUUAAAGUCCAUAUGGAGAAGACAUGGCGGGAGAGCGAGACUACACAACAUCUGCAGGAGUUUUAUAAGAAACAACAGGAGCAGCUACACCUGCAGCUUUUACAACAGCAGCAUCCUGGAAAGCAAGCAAAAGAGCAACAGCAGCAGCAGCAGCAUCAGCAGCAGCUCGCCGCCCAGCAGCUCGUCUUCCAGCAGCAACUCCUCCAGAUGCAACAGCUCCAGCAGCAGCAGCACCUGCUCAACAUGCAGCGCCAAGGCCUGCUCUCCCUGCCCCCGGCCCCAGGACAGGCAGCCCUCCCCGGGCAGACCAUGCCACCAGCUGGACUGAGCCCAGCAGAGCUCCAGCAGUUGUGGAAGGACGUGACCGGCGGUGGCCACAACAUGGAGGACAACGGCAUCAAACACGGCGGCGGCGGCCUGGACCUGACCACUACCAACUCUUCCUCGACUACCUCCUCUACCCCUUCCAAAGCGUCACCUCCCAUCUCCCACCACUCCAUCGCCAACGGCCAGUCUCCCGCACUCAAUUCCAGAAGGGAGAGGGAGCGAGAGAGGGAACGGGAACGGGAGAGGUACGGAAACUCAUUACAUGAGGAAACCGGAGCCUCCCACUCCCUCUAUGGUCACGGGGUGUGCAAGUGGCCCGGCUGCGAGAGCGUCUGUGAGGACUUCGGACAGUUUUUGAAGCACCUUAACAAUGAGCAUGCUCUAGACGACAGGAGCACGGCCCAGUGUCGAGUCCAGAUGCAGGUGGUACAGCAGCUAGAGAUACAGCUUUCUAAAGAACGUGAGCGUCUUCAGGCGAUGAUGGCCCACUUGCACAUGCGGCCCUCGGAGCCCAAGCCAUCUCCAAAACCUCUGAACUUGGUAUCGAGCGUCACCAUGUCGAAGAACCUGCUGUCGGUGUCCCCUCCGAACGUACCUCAGACCCCCACCACGCCCAGCGCCCCCGUGACACCCAUGUCCCAGGUGCCCCAGGUGCCCUCCCUGCUCAGCGCCGCCAACGUCCCCAGCAUGGGCGCCAUGCGCAGACGUCACUCCGACAAGUACUCCAUGCAACUGUCUUCAGGUGGUGACACAGUAUUUAUUUUUCCAGAGAUCGCCCCAAACUAUGAGUUUUAUAAGAAUGCCGAUGUCAGACCGCCAUUUACUUAUGCAACCCUCAUAAGGCAGGGUAUCAUGGAGUCAGGCGACAUGCAGUUAACGCUUAAUGAAAUCUACAGCUGGUUCACGCGCACAUUCGCUUACUUCAGACGCAACGCAGCUACUUGGAAGAACGCCGUUCGCCACAACCUCAGUCUGCACAAGUGCUUUGUGCGCGUGGAGAACGUGAAGGGGGCCGUGUGGACGGUGGAUGAGAUGGAGUACCAGAAACGCAGGUCUCAGAAGAUAACAGGGUGUAGAAGCCCGACGCUUGUGAAGAACCUUCCCUCCAGCCUGGGCUAUGGAGCUGCUUUAAACGCCAGCUUACAGGCGGCGCUGGCUGAGACCUCCCUGCCUCUGCUGGGGAACCCUGGUCUGAUGAACAGCAGUUCGUCUGGCUUGAUGGGAGGCAGUCCUCAUGGUCUAAUGGGCGGGAGCCCCCCUGGUAUGCUGGGCGGUAGCCCCCAUGGAUUGAUGGGUGGUAGCCCACAUGGAUUCAUGGGCGGGAGCCCCCAUGGGUUGAUGGGUGGCAGCCCCCCAGGAAUGAUGGGUAGCAGCCCCCCAAGCCUGCUCCAGUCCGACUUGAACGGAUCGCUGGAUCACCUGGACACCAACGGCCACAGCAGCCCUGGAGGAUACUCCCCACAGGCACACAUGCCAGCGAUCCACGUCAAGGAGGAGCCGUUGAACAUGGACGACGAUGACUGUCCGAUGUCACUGGUGACGACAGCCAACCACAGCCCAGAGCUAGACGAAGACCGGGAGCUGGAGGAGGGCAACCUAUCAGAUGACCUGGAGUGACUACUGGAGUCCCUCCCACUACUACAGGCCCCUCCCUCCACCUCCGUCACACUGUCCUCCUACCUGUUUCCUCACAGGCUGUCCUCCUAGAACCUGCUAGAACCAGAACCACUCCUCACCCAGAACCAAACAAAACCAACAGAACAGACCACAGCUGACUCUCCUCCCUCCCGACCCGCGGACUGGAGUAUUUAUUGAGCAUGCAUCCGGAAGACGAGGCCCAAAGGAACUCUUUGUUGCAGCCCUAUGGGAUCCCUGACUGAACAUGACAGGCAUGAGAUGUCUGGUUUUUAAAACGACUUUCAGACCUGUUUCAUUAAGAUGGCUUGGCCACUACAUACACACAGACACACACAGAGGCUCAUGGACGGAAAACGACAAAAACACGAGUCUGGGAACCCGUUCUGUAGAAAGCUAACGGCCUCAUAUACUGCCAAAAAAAAGAUGUUUAAUUUUGUGAAUAUCAAAAAACCCUCAUAGUAGUUGUUGAUGUUAGAAACAAUUGCUGGUUCAAUUCAAACGUUGUUGCUCUGUCCAUCAUUUGCACAGGAGUAGUAUCAGAAAUUAGUGUCACUGCCUGUAUGUUGCAAAAAUUCUUAAAAAACGGUUAUUUUUUUUCUUCUUUUUGCGUUCUACUUUUUGUAUUCUGAUUUCUGGCACCACCAACUGUAAAUGCCAUUUCCUAUUUCCCAACAGUAACAGAAGCACGGUAUCAAGACUGUUGCAGCUGUCAAAAAAGUUGGCUUCCAGUCUGAACCUGUUUGUGAUGAAAAGUAAUUAACGUGACAUUAAGUUUGAAUAACUUAACUGUUUGUGUAAGCACCAACCAAUACGGGAAAAAAAUGCAUUUCUGCAUAUUCUUCUGCUGUUCUCUUUUACCUCCUUGUUCUAAAGCUUUGUCUACCUGCAAACAGUCACAGGCAACAGCUAGAAACCAAAGCCAACACUAUCAAUGGCCAAUAGCUUAGACAGAAGCCACCAGACUCUUUGGUCAGCCUUCUGUGACUUUAACUAGUAUAAAGAGAAGCUUUCCGCGAACUACCUUCUAAAUAACCUCUGGGAUCGUUUCAUUUAGCCCUGUACAAAGAUGAUUCAAGAAAAAAAAAAUACAAGAUUUUGAUGUGUAAUUUGAUAACUUGUAGUGUCCACUUGGAGUUUAGGGCGAAAGAGGAGAGGAGAGGAGAGGAGAUGU